AUGGCAGCCACAACAAUGGAGCAACCAUCGCCAAUGAAUCAAUCAUCCAGCUUCAUGGAGACAUCCACUGAUCUUGACAUCUAUUAUGCAAACACUUCAGGAAAUGGAGGCAAAUUAUCUAGAAACUAUUUACCGUCUGAACGAUGGCCGUAUUUCAACCUCUAUGGAUACCAAUUCUGGGGCGUCGUCUUGUUCAUAGUUGUCGUGGGAAUAAUCGGGAACAUAUUAGUUUUUAUUAUAAUGAGAGACAACAAAUUGAAUUUCCUCUCAUAUUCUGUGUACCUGAAAUUUUUGGCUUGUACUGACAGCUUUUUGCUGAUCAUAAGGCUUAUCCAAGAAACUCUCAGGGUGUUUCAUCUGCAGCAAUUGGCUCGCAUAAAUACGGACAUGUGCAAAUUUUCGUAUAUCUUAAGGUUCCCCGCUACCCUUCUGUCGCCGUGGCUGGUGGUAGGACUUUCUCUUGACAGAUACGUAUGCGUUCGUUUUCCACUGACGCGAGACAGACUCUGUACCCGCAAGAAAGCAAUUAUCAUCUGCUCCACGAUGCUUUGUCUGGCUUUUGCGAUGAUUGUGCCCUUUGUUGUUGAUGGAGAACUGAAGAAUGGCCAAUGUCUUCCUUCAGAUGGACUGAAGAGUUAUUACACAUUCAUUCGAUUAGUAUUUUCAUGCUCUCUGCCAAGUCUGCUUAUUCUUAUUCUGAAUAUCCUUAUAGUUAUUCAAAUCCAGCGCAGCCACAAAUUCCAGAAUACCUUUAGGACGUCGGCGAGUGACGCAGUUACCCGUCAGCAGGACCGUUCGAUACGCCCUCUGGUGUUAGUUUCUGUGCUAGCUUUUGUCACCUUGCUGCCCGUGUCAGUCUCCGAAGCUGUCCAUGUUUCAUUGAUGAUAUCGAAAACGGAUUCGAUGGCUUUAACAUUGGGCAUGAAACUCUGGCCAGUCUUUAGCACAAUCUAUAUGUUAAAUUUCGGACAGAACUUCUACAUUCUCAUAGGCAGUUCAUCAAACUAUCGACGCAUCAUUAAAAAUAGGCUCGCUUGCUGCAGUCUGAAAUGGAAUAAAAAAAACCCACGUAAUCAAGAUACAUUGUCAAAGAUUCAUCCUCGAAGUGUCGUUCCAGGAUCUCGAAGUACUGAAGUAUCAUCGGUAUGUGCUGCAUCUGAUAAUAAGAUUCUUGAAAAGGAAGUCAGUUCGCCUGACAUCACGAGCCCAGAAGCAUAA
Messenger RNA from Gigantopelta aegis, 1218 nucleotides. RefSeq names its product cholecystokinin receptor type A-like. Gene Ontology annotation, biological process: G protein-coupled receptor signaling pathway. Gene Ontology annotation, molecular function: G protein-coupled receptor activity. Bases 1 to 1218 code for a protein of 405 amino acids. The record is from RefSeq and is a predicted model, not a curated record. Gene Ontology annotation, cellular component: plasma membrane. Lineage: Eukaryota; Metazoa; Mollusca; Gastropoda; Neomphalida; Peltospiridae. The transcript has a single exon.